AUGGGCAAGAAGCGCCGCAACUACCCCAACCUCGAGGAGCUCCUCGACCGCGCCUGGUGCUACUACUGCGAGCGCGACUUUGAGGACUUGAAGCUGCUCAUCUCGCAUCAAAAGGCCAAGCACUUCAAGUGCGAGCGCUGCGGCCGGCGGCUCAACACGGCGGGUGGCCUCUCGGUGCACAUGAACCAGGUGCACAAGGAGACCCUGAGCCAGGUGGAGAACGCCUUGGAAGGCCGCGAGGGCCUUGAUGUCGAAAUCUUUGGCAUGGAGGGCAUCCCCGAGGCCGCGCUGCAGCAGCACCACCAGCAAAUCACCGACGACUUUUACAAGAACCGCGCGGACCGGCAGGCGGCCACGGGGAACCCGCCACCGGGGCAGGGCAUGGGUGGUGAGGGCAACAGUGUGCAGGGUGCGCCGCACAAAAAGAUCAAGAUGGAGACGGCCGACGAGCUGAAGGCGCGCCUGGCGGCGUACCGUGCGCAGGCGGGCGCGCGGAAAGCGGCCGCCGAGCAGGCCGAAGCGGCGGCAGCUGCAGCGGCGGCGACACAGCCACAGCUACAGGUCGUGCCGCCAGGGGGCGGAGCGCCGCCAGCCUAUUCGGGUGGACUGCCGCAGCGGCCGGGUGCAGGCGGCUACGGCGGCGGUGCGACGACCCUGGACGAUCUCGUGUCGGGCGCUGCGUCGGGCGGCGCCGUACCACCGCCGUCGGCCGACGAGAUUGACCGUGUGAUCCGCAUGGCCGAGGCGGGCAUCCGGCCGGCCGAGGCACCGCCGGCACCGGCAUCCGCAGCCGCGCCAGCAGAGAAGGAAAAGGAAAAGCCGAGCAAAAAGGACAAGGCGACGCGGAUGGUGUACCAGGACGGCGACUUUAGUCUGGAGGAGAAGAUGGCGCAGAUGACACGGUAUGCGGUGGCCGUGUAG
Messenger RNA from Sporothrix brasiliensis 5110, 921 nucleotides. RefSeq names its product c2h2 finger domain containing protein. The transcript has 2 exons. The record is from RefSeq and is a predicted model, not a curated record. Gene Ontology annotation, molecular function: DNA binding. Gene Ontology annotation, cellular component: nucleus. Bases 1 to 921 code for a protein of 306 amino acids. NCBI's taxonomy places the organism in Eukaryota, Fungi, Ascomycota, Sordariomycetes, Ophiostomatales, Ophiostomataceae.